GAUUGCGCAUUCGAUUCAAGAGCCCAACCGCACGCGAAAGUCAGAGAGGAUCCGAUCCGCUUGCGCCGCCGACCACCUCCAACUCCGGCGAUGGCGCGGCGCGGCGGCGGGCAGACGUACGGGUUCCCGAUCUACUGCGCCUCGUGGCUGCCCCUCGCCCACAUCCUCAAUCCGCCUCCUCCGGUGGAGGAGGGGGAUGCGGACGCGGACGCGGGCGCGGCCUCGUCGGAGUCCCCCGCUACGCCGCCUCCGCCUCCGCCGCUCAUGGCGGCGCUCGGGGGAGGGGGCGGGGAGGGGCGGAGCGGCGUGCCCAACGCGCUGGUGGUGGCCGCGCUCGACACCUCCGCUGGGGCGGCCGCGGCGGCGGCGCUGUCCCCCGACCCGGUGUUGAGGAUGGGGACGGAGGAGCAGGUGCCGUACAGGAUGGGCGUCCACCCGCGCGGCGACGGCGUCCUCUGCGCAUUCCCCAAUGGCUGCAGGUUAUUUCGAUGGGAAUCACAGGAAGGAGAGGGACCUGAUAAUAUAGCUUUGAGGGCUGAUCAGGAGGCACUGACAGAGUUGAGUGAUGCUGGUUUGCAGUUAGCUGUGUCAUUCAGUGGAGAAGGUUCAAUACUUGCGACUGGUGGUGAGGAUGGUCAUUUAAGGGUCUUCAAAUGGCCUUCCAUGGAUUCCAUUCUUGAAGAACCCGAUACGAAAACAUCAGUGAAGGAUUUAACCUUCAGCUCCGAUGAACAUUUCCUUGCUGUGAACAGAAGCAGUGGCCCAUGUAGAGUAUGGGACUUGAAGUCAGCAGAAGUUGUAGCUAAUCUCCCAAGAGAAGCAGGAGAAAUAUUUGGUUUCUGCAGAUUCUCUAAUCAGACUGACAACAGUCAGAUCCUCUUUGUUACAGCGAUGCAAGGUGAUUAUGGGAAAAUAAUAUCUUGGAAUACGACCUCGUGGACGAGAAUUGGGUCAAAUAAAAUAACACGUGAGGCAAUUUCAGCAUUUGCUGUCUCGCCUGAUUGUACACUUCUUGCAAUUGGAACUAUUGAAGGAAGCAUUAUUGUACUAAGUUCAAAAAAUAUGCGGUCGCUUGUAACAGUUAAAAAGGCACAUCUUGGCAUUAUUACUACAUUGGCAUUCUCUCAAGAUUCAAGGACCUUGCUGUCGACUUCCUUCGAUUCUACUGCUAGGGUGACUUCAAUUGGAUCACCUAAGAGUCGUGGUAUAAGUAUAUGGACCAUGAUACUGGUUAUUAUUCUUGCAAUUUUGGCAUACUACUAUAUGCAGCAUAAAGAGGAUCUCUUAGCAAGGUUUCUACAUUGAGAAAUUUGUCCAGGCUCUGAUUUUCAUCGCUUAAUUUAUCAUCUGAUCGUCUACUGGAGAUAUAUGUGAUACCGUCUGGGAGAUCAUUUUUGUCUUAGGGUCAAAAAGGAGAACUGUCCAAAUUUCUCCUGUCCGCUGAACAUAGCAAGAUCCAGGCCUUCCCUUUGUCACGCUUGUACAAAAAUGGCCAUGUUGUCAAGAGUUUUGUAAAAUUGAAGGGCUCAUGUGAGUUAUAAUGCCCUCUAGCUGCUCUCGUGAGGAAAAUUUCUCGAGUAUAAUGUAGAAAUUUGAGACCAAAUUUCAUGUUCAAAACGGUGUGGGGGAAUAAUGGAUUUUCCAGUGUUUGCGCCUUGCGGUACA
This is a messenger RNA of Oryza sativa Japonica Group (Japanese rice), 1665 nucleotides long. Its product is annotated as SEC12-like protein 2. The record is from RefSeq and is a predicted model, not a curated record. Gene Ontology annotation, cellular component: endoplasmic reticulum membrane. Gene Ontology annotation, biological process: protein secretion. Gene Ontology annotation, molecular function: protein binding; GTPase activator activity; guanyl-nucleotide exchange factor activity. NCBI's taxonomy places the organism in Eukaryota, Viridiplantae, Streptophyta, Magnoliopsida, Poales, Poaceae.